Molecule: messenger RNA, 1963 nt
Organism: Aspergillus campestris IBT 28561
Lineage: Eukaryota; Fungi; Ascomycota; Eurotiomycetes; Eurotiales; Aspergillaceae
Gene: rad7
Product: DNA repair protein Rad7, protein
Exons: 6
Coding region: 75-1859 (594 amino acids)
Biological process (GO): SCF-dependent proteasomal ubiquitin-dependent protein catabolic process
Cellular component (GO): SCF ubiquitin ligase complex
Source: RefSeq, a predicted model, not a curated record
CCUCGACACUCAGCUGGCUUAGAGACAGGAAAACAGAGAGAAAAGAAGAAAUUACUUUAUCUGAGGUUGUUAAUAUGGCGGACAGACGGCAAACGAGGAACCAAAUCCGGGGACCACAGUCGGCGUUGACCGAUUUCUUGGCUUCCAACAACAUCUCUGCCGCGCAGAUCAGCGAAGAUUACCAAAGGCGCGUUAGAGCUGCCGAGCGCACAGCGGUCGCAGAGCAAACGCCAAAUCCUAUCGAACGUAAUGAUUCCGAGGGUACUAGCGAGUCACCCGAGCAGCGGAAAAAGCGCAAGCGGAAGGAGACAGCCGCGUUAGCAAAGAUAAAGCAGAGCAAAGAAUUCGCACGUCGGAAGAGUCGGCGUACAGGAGAGCCGGGAGAUGAUGAUGAUUCUAUGGCAAGGGACAUCUUGUCCGAGCAAUCUCGACCACUGCCCGGUCAGCUGGAGAACUGUGAGAUAUGCAGCAAACGGUUUACUGUCACACCAUAUAGUAAGACAGGGCCGAACGGGGGUCUUCUUUGUGCCAAGUGUUCCAAGGAUCAAGCGGACGGCGAUAAGAAACCCAAGGCGAAGAAAGCCGGAGCGAGGAUUGGUCGUCGCCAGAAUCAGAGCAACCUUCUGGAUGGAAAUGCCCAGCAAGGUGCCUCGACUUUGGUCGAGUCGUGCAUUAGGAAAGUCGCGGACAAUAUCAACGAUAUCGAAGAAUUCGGAGACUUGCCAUCCUCGCUGCUUCACCGUCUCAGCCAGAUAUUGUCCAAGAGACGGGCAUUGACACCAAGGACUCUCAAUCUGUUCCUCCGUCGGGAACUAAGAUCCAUCAACAUCUAUGAUACCGCCAAGCUUGAAACGGAUGAUUUCCAGAAAAUAUUUACGUUCAUGCCGGACUUGAACAACGUCAAUCUUCGAUUUGCUAGUCAGCUCAAGGACAGAGUCUUAGAUUAUACCAUGGACCGAGAACUCAAAAUCGAGCAUCUCCAGAUCGAUUCUGCCAACCUUGUGUCGGAUACGUGUUGGCAACGGCUAUUCGUGAAGCUGGGACCAGAUUUGAAAACCCUCAAGCUGUCCAACCUCGAUAAUUCGUUUAAUGACGAGACCGUGGAAGUCUUGUCCAAAUGCUGCACGGGGCUCAGACGGCUGAAGCUCAAACAGUGCUGGAAAAUGGGCGAUGGUUCGCUUCAGGCCAUUGGGCGGUUAUCGUCGUUAGAACACCUGUCUCUGGAUUUCAUCCAGGAGACGGAUGCUGAGAAACUCCUCGACAUGAUCGGCCAAGUUGGUCCGAAGUUACGAACACUCUCCUUGGAAGGGUUCCCGACUGCAGACGAUCGUAUUCUCGAAGGAAUCCACAACCAUUGUCAACACCUGACUAAACUCCGAUUCACGAAUAAUUCCAACUGCACGGACAAGACGUUCUCCAAGCUUUUCACUGACUGGCCUAAUCCUGCACUGGAGCUCGUGGACUUUUCCUCUACACGAGACGUGGACAAUUCAAACGCAGAUGGGCCUGCGGAUGCAAUUGGACUUGCCUCUCAAGGGUUCGUUGCACUGAUGAACCAUUCUGGCCGUGCCCUGCAGAAGUUGAACAUCUCUUCUUGUCGGCAUAUCUCCCGUGAAGCCUUCGAAGAAGCAUUCGCAGAUGACCGAGUUUACCCCAAACUACGGGAGCUCGAUGUCUCGUUUCACACCAUUAUGGAUGACUAUCUCAUUGGGCGCAUUUUCCGAUGUUGCCCCUCGCUUAAGAAACUGGUCGCCUUCGCCUGUUUUAAUGUACAGGAAGUUCGAGUUCCUGUUGGGGUUGCGUUAAUCGGUGGAUUGAAGGCGCAGGAACGUAUUGCUGUUGAAGGGGGUCAGAUUUGAAGGGUCUAAUGACACUGGAAGUGCUUAAUUAUGCGCCGUUAUAGUCAACGGGUGUCGCAGUAUCAUGGAAAUAGAAUAAUCUUAGUAACAAAACUCGCCUCCAG